CAGGUGAGCGCGUCCCACCAGCACUUCCACCCCCACUCCAUAAAGAUCCCUGGUGACAUCACGCUGGGUGGCCUGUUCCCCAUCCACUCCCGGGGGCCCCACGGUUUGCCCUGCGGCGAGCUGAAGAAGGAGAAGGGGAUCCACCGCAUGGAGGCCAUGUUGUACGCUCUGGACCAGAUCAACAGCGACCCCGAGCUGCUGCCAAACAUCACGCUGGGCGCUCGCAUCCUGGACACCUGCUCCAGAGACACCUACGCUCUGGAGCAGUCGCUCACCUUCGUCCAGGCGCUGAUCCAGAAAGACACGUCCGACAUCCGCUGCUCCAACGGAGAGCCGCCCCUCAUCCGCAAACCUGAGCGUGUGGUGGGAGUGAUCGGAGCCUCGGCCAGCUCCGUGUCCAUCAUGGUGGCCAACAUCCUGCGACUGUUUGAGAUCCCUCAGGUGAGCUACGCGUCCACGGCUCCGGAGCUGAGCGAUAACAACCGCUAUGACUUCUUCUCUCGGGUGGUUCCUCCGGACUCGUACCAGGCUCAGGCCAUGCUGGACAUCGUCAAAGCUAUGGGCUGGAACUAUGUGUCCACGCUGGCCUCGGAGGGAAACUAUGGAGAAAGCGGAGUGGACGCCUUCAUGCAGAUCUCCAGAGAGGCUGGUGGGGUGUGUAUCGCUCAGUCAGUGAAGAUUCCUCGCGAGCCAUCAGACGGAGAAUUCGAUAAGAUCAUCAAACGUCUGAUGGAGACGAGUAACGCCAGAGGAGUGAUUAUCUUCGCCAACGAGGACGACAUCAAGCGGGUCCUCGAGGCGGCUCAACGCGCCAACUUGACUGGCCACUUCCUGUUCGUGGGGUCAGACAGCUGGGGGGCAAAGAGUUCACCAAUUGCAGACCUGGAGGAAGUAGCUGAGGGCGCCGUCACCAUCCUCCCCAAACGGGCGUGCAUUGACGGUUUCGAUCAGUACUUCACGUCUCGUUCUCUGGAGAACAAUCGGAGGAACAUCUGGUUCGCUGAGUUCUGGGAGGACGACUUUAGGUGUAAACUGACUCGACCUGGAAUCAAACUGGACCCCGACAAGAAAAAAUGCACAGGUGAGGAGAGGAUCGCUCGGGACUCAUCAUACGAGCAGGAGGGGAAGGUGCAGUUCGUGAUCGAUGCGGUGUACUCGGUGGCGUACGCGCUGCACAGCAUGCACCAGGAUCUGUGUCCUGGCAGCUCCGGAGUCUGCGGCAACAUGGACCCUGUGGAGGGACGCCUGCUGCUCGACUACAUCCGAGCCGUCAACUUCAACGGAAGUGCAGGCACCAGCGUUUUGUUCAAUGAGAACGGAGACGCGCCCGGUCGCUACGACAUCUUCCAGUUCCAGAUGACCAAUCACACCAACCCUGGUUACCAUGUCAUCGGCCAGUGGACCAAUAACCUGCGACUCAACCUGGAGGAGAUGCAGUGGUCUGGAGGAGAUAAAUCAGUUCCUGAGUCCAUCUGUAGUUUUCCGUGUAACCCAGGCGAGAGGAAGAAGAUGGUGAAGGGCGUCCCGUGCUGCUGGCACUGUGAGCUCUGUGACGGGUAUCUGUACCAGCUGGAUGAGUUUAACUGUGAGAGCUGUCCGUUGGACAUGCGGCCCGUUCCAAACAGGACCUCCUGUCGUCCGACUCCCAUCAUCAAACUGGAGUGGAACUCCCCCUGGGCCCUCGUGCCCGCCUCCCUGGCCACACUCGGUAUCCUAGCAACCAGUGGCGUGGUCAUCACCUUCAUCCGUUUUAAUGACACGCCCAUCGUUAGAGCGUCAGGAAGAGAGCUCAGCUACGUACUACUAGCAGGUAUCUUUCUGAUCUACCUGAUAACCUUCCUGAUGAUAGCGGAGCCAGAUACGGUGGCUUGUGCGUUCCGGCGCCUCCUGCUGGGCCUCGGCAUGGCCAUCACCUACUCAGCCAUGUUAACCAAAACCAACCGCAUCUACCGCAUCUUCGAACAGGGCAAGAAGUCGGUGACCCCGCCCAAAUUCAUCAGUCCCUCCUCCCAGCUGGCAAUCACCUUCAUCCUCAUCUCCGUCCAGGUCCUGGGUGUGUUUGUGUGGUUCGCUGUCGUCCCGCCUCACACCAUCAUCGAUUACGAGGAGCUCCGCCCCCCGAACCCUGAUCAGGCCAGAGGAAUCCUGAAGUGUGACAUGUCGGACCUGUCAAUCAUCUGCUGCCUCAGCUACAGCAUCGUGCUCAUGGUAACAUGUACAGUGUAUGCAGUGAAAAGUCGGGGUGUCCCGGAGACGUUUAAUGAAGCGAAACCAAUCGGCUUCACCAUGUACACCACCUGCAUCGUCUGGCUCGCAUUCGUACCAAUCUUCUUUGGUACCGCCCAGUCCACCGAGAAGCUGUUUAUCCAGACUGCCACUCUGACUGUGUCCAUGUCCCUCAGUGCAUCCGUCUCUCUCGGGAUGCUCUACAUGCCGAAGGUUUACGUCAUCAUUUUCCACCCCGAACAAAAUGUCCAAAAGAGGAAGAGAAGCUUCAAGGCGGUUGCCCAGGUUGCUCGGUUGUCCCAGAAAUCUGUAAGUGAGAAACAGAACGGAGAGACGAAGAUAGAACCCGACAGAUCUCAGUAA
Scomber japonicus (chub mackerel) is the source of this 2589-nucleotide messenger RNA. It is a transcript of the gene grm6a, whose product is annotated as glutamate receptor, metabotropic 6a. Bases 148 to 2589 code for a protein of 813 amino acids. Gene Ontology annotation, biological process: G protein-coupled glutamate receptor signaling pathway; regulation of synaptic transmission, glutamatergic. The transcript is spliced from 14 exons. Gene Ontology annotation, cellular component: membrane. Gene Ontology annotation, molecular function: adenylate cyclase inhibiting G protein-coupled glutamate receptor activity. The record is from RefSeq and is a predicted model, not a curated record. NCBI's taxonomy places the organism in Eukaryota, Metazoa, Chordata, Actinopteri, Scombriformes, Scombridae.